This is a messenger RNA of Neogale vison (American mink), 6970 nucleotides long. RefSeq names its product zinc finger DHHC-type palmitoyltransferase 7 (gene ZDHHC7). The record is from RefSeq and is a predicted model, not a curated record. Gene Ontology annotation, biological process: peptidyl-L-cysteine S-palmitoylation; protein targeting to membrane. Bases 4209 to 5144 code for a protein of 311 amino acids. The transcript has 6 exons. NCBI's taxonomy places the organism in Eukaryota, Metazoa, Chordata, Mammalia, Carnivora, Mustelidae. Gene Ontology annotation, cellular component: Golgi apparatus; endoplasmic reticulum. Gene Ontology annotation, molecular function: protein-cysteine S-palmitoyltransferase activity.
ACCCUGAGAUCCUGAGCUGAACCAAAACCAGGAGUCAGACACGCAACUGACGGAGCCAUGCAGAUGCCCCACGUUUUCCGUGUCUUAACUGGAGAAGAAACAUCACUCAGACACAAAUGAUGUCACAAUGCACGAAUGGAAAAUAUCCUGCUGGGCAGUUUGUACGGAUGGACAGAUGGUGACUGGAAGAUUCGUAAAUUCCUCCCGGUUCAGAUACUCUGUUCCUCUAAAGAAAACACUCAUGGCCAGAGAUGUAGGUUCUGGAUUUCACCACGUAACUAAUCUUGAGUUCCCUGCAUCUCUACAAUUCCCUGAUCGUUCUGUGUCACCUCAAGUCUGAGGCCAGGUGGGGUCCUUUGGGAGCAGUUUCCCUGAGAGUCAAGAGGGGCAGACCUAACACCGUGAACUGCCCUUGGUCCCUGAGGUCUUGAAGGCCACUAGAUUCAGAACCUCUGUGUCGAGUCAGGCUCUUUCUCUGAGGUUUGAGACUUCCUCAGGGUAGGCAGAGCGGUACGGACCCUGGCAGCUCAGCCAGGAGUCACCCCCAGACUCUGGGUUCCAGGCUCGCUGCAAAGCCCGGAGGAGGUGCCAAGGGCCCCAGGGAGAGGUGCCCACCAUCAGCGGGGCCGUGCGACGGGCGGUACCACCCGGUGGUGCCUGUGGAGCAGUGUUAGAGAAAAGCUGCUUCCCACGGCAGUAAAACCACAGUUUUCCGCUACUGGCACAGGGGCUCCUGACAGGUGAAUUAGCAUCUACCCGGCUCAUGUCUGUUGGUAGCUUUCUCUGCAGAAAAUACUGAGAAGUUAAUAUCUUAUUGAUACAGAUUGUUUUAUAAAUCAUAUUAGGAAUCCGUCUGAAGGUGAACUGAUACCGGUCGGUCCACCCGGUGUGGUUACGUGCGCAUUUAUCUGACUUGUGCUGAGUUCGCACCCCAGGGGCUCUUCCUACACUGUUCACUCAGUCCCUUGCUGAGGGGGACUCUUGGGCAGAGGACAGUGUCACAGACCCGGCCAGGGAGCAGCGGGGAGCAGCGGGGAGCAGCGCCACGGGACAGACUCGGAUGCAAGGUCUGCUGAUGACUCCGUAGACUCACCUCACAAAGAUUGUGCCAUCUCUGGCCACAGCCCCGUCUGAUGACCCCCCACAGACUUCUCUGGGGCCCUCUCCUCCCUUCCUUGCAUGCAGCAAAGCCUCUCUCCAGGAGCGAAACCCUGCUCCUAACAUCCGCAGUGCUGCUCCUGUCCCAGCCCCCGCUCCUGUGGGAGAAGGUCUCACGCUUCGCGGAGGGCCCCAGAGCUGGGCAUGCUGCGUGGUGGGGAGAAGGCGUGUGCGCGACGCUGCCCCUGUCCCUUGUGGGCACGCUGAUUCUCCCUGCCGGGUCACUACAGAGAAUGCUGGGCGAAGCGGCAGGAGGGAGGGAGAUCCGAGGUCAAGGAGAAGUUUGGGGUCCUGGAUAUCAGCGUUGGAAUUCAGACUGAAUUCACACAGCACAAAACUUAGGCUUUUAAAAUGCACGGUUAAGUGGGUGUUACAUAUUCCGACUUGUGCAUCCACCACCGCAGUCAGUUUUAGGACAUUUUCAUCACCCAGAGGAGAAGCCCUGCGCCCCUUAGCUGUCACCACCUGGGCCCUUCUCCCCCCAAGCCCUUGACACCUGCCAGCUUGCUUUGCAUCUGCGGACGGGCCUGUGCUGGACACAUCACCCGCACGGAACCCUGUCAGAUGGGGUUCUGCCUGUCUGGACCGUCUGCCUCGUAGCCGUGUCAGAACUGUGUUUUUUUACGGCAGAAGGACGUCCGUGUCCGGAUACGCCACAUUGGCACUGUCCGGCUUUUACCGAGGACGCUGCUGCACACGCUCCCGCGCCGGUGUUCUGGAGGUGCGUCUCCUGUCCCUGGGGAGAUGCCUCACAGUGGAACUGCUGGGUCCCGGGCAAACUCUACGUUCAACGCUGGGAGAACUUCCGGACUGUUCCCCGCACUGGAGAGCACGUGCCCAGCCGCGGCGUGAGGGCGGCAGCUCGUCCACCCCCUCCGGCCCUGGCCCGUCUUGCGGACGACUGCAGAUCUGCGGGCGUGAAGCCGAGUCGCGCUGUGGUUUCCGUCCGCGUCUCCCUAGUGACUGAGGAUGCUGAGUGUCGUUCCGUGAGCUUAUGGCCAUUUGUGUCUUCUUUGGACAACUGUCCCUUCAAGUCUUUUGUCCCUUUGAAGUCGCUGUUUCGUGUCCGGACGCUGCUGGAGGCUACAGACACUGCUGGAGUCAAUGUACGUAAAACCGGGGACAUCCAGGGCAGCCUGAGGAGCCCAAGGACAGGGACUCGCCUGGCUCCCGACAAGCCUUGGAACUGGGUCGUGGAGGCUUUUGUCAGGACGGACCAGCGGGAGAGCGGGACAGGCUCCUUGCGUGUCUCUGUCCUUCGGGCAUCUGUCUGUCUCUCCUUGCCGUCUGGUGAGGAAGAGGAGUCCCGCAGACCAGAGCAUGUUGGACUCCUUGGGGGCCAAAUCCCCACGGCUGACGGGAGAGGGCACGGCCCCGCGGAGUCACGCAUCCGUCCUUUGUCCCUCAGCACGGGGAGUCUGCUGUCUUUGCGGGUCACAGCUUUACCGUCCCGGGCUCCAGUCUCGGCUGCACUGGAGCCGAACCGUCGCAUGACGGCAGGGCACAGACCCCACUGGGACCUCAGUUUACAGGCAGCAGGACCGGCACUGGCUUCGGGUCACAUUGUUCCUGAGAACAGGCCCUGGCUCUGAGGAACAGGAAGGAAGUGGCGUCCUUGAGAGGGGACGGGCUUCCUAUCAGAAGGUGAGACUGUCACCGAUCUUAACAUUCAGGAACACGCUGAGGACUGGAAACUGAGAGAGACCACCCACGACCCAGAGCCCGCCGUCCCAGAUCCUGGUCUGUGUACGAAUGUCCACCUUCUCAGCAGGUGUUGGCCGAGCGCCUGGCGUUGACCAGGCCCUCGUGGCGCCUGCGGUCCUGUCCCAGGCACCCGACGGAGGGCGCCCCUCUGCAGCCCACCAGCUCGCAGACGUGGUGGUCAGUCCACACCAGAAAACAAGAUCAUUCAGCUGAACAGGGAACAAAGCAAGGCUUGAACAAGCUUUGCCUGUCACAGAGUCCCUGUCUUUCUGUUCACUUCCUGCAGACCGUUCGCAGCACCCAAAAGUGGAGCGGGAGCUUUGUUAGCUUGUCCUGGUCAGGCUCGCAUCAGCGAUACCCUUCCUGCUCCCUCUCUUCCUCUCCCCAGAGCACCUGGAGGUAAAUCACAGACACAGUAAAGCUUGGUUUGUAAAUCUCGGCAUGGACGUUGUGAGAGGAGGGCUUUCUCCUGUACGGCGGCUCCCGCAGAUGGCCGGGCAACCCCUCCGUGUGUGUGCCUGUGUGCCAGCGGCCCCGGGGUCUCGGUCCACCCGCUCCUUGGGAGCGGGCCUCCAGUAAGGCCUGCACUCGGAUGCUGGGUGACCUGUGUCUUACACCUCUCAGUCUCUGUGUCUCUUGGGAUUUUUUAGUGGAAGAAACAUGGGCCUUCUGUCCCAGGGCUUUUGUCGCGCUCUGGAGUUUGCAGCUUACACCCCAUGUCCGUUUCCACACAUGGCCUGUCCCCUGGGCAAUCGUAAAUGUGUCUUUAGGUCCCGGGGAAGCCCCGUUCUCAGCUGGCUCUUGUGUAGGUCCUGGGGAUCCAGAAUGCAUGACAGGGAGUCGGGGAGACAAGAUGGAAAGAUACGAGAGAAAAGAAAAAGAAGUACAUUGCAAAGUGUCACCUCCCUGGCCACGGGCUGUGGCUGGAAGUCGUGUCCCCAAGGGCAGACAUCUGGUUCCCUGCCCCGGAAUGGCAGAGAGCUGUGUGUGGGUGGCGCAGGGACUGGACACUGGAAAAAGCAGCAGUAGAGCUGAAAGCUGUUCGGGGUCACGGGAUGCCCGAAGGCGUGGCUGUGGUCCAGGGAGCCGAGGCGAGGCACGCAGAUGGGUCUCAGAAGAAGCACCCCUGACGGGUGAUGGCCAAAGUAGGAAUGCAAGACUGAGGACCGCAUCUCCAGCCUUCAGCUUGUGGUCUGCUCUGUGAAGGCACAGCGAGAGACCCAGAAUCCGAGGGUUGGUCACCAGCUGCUGGGCGUCAGCCGGGUGGCCCAGAAGCCCUGAUCAGCUAUGCUGCCUGCCCAGGGUUCUGAGCAGCGGCCCAGAAGCUCUCCAGCAGGAUCCCCAAGAUGCCCAAGGCAGCGCGUGGCGGCCCCCAGCCAGCGGCGCCCCCUGCCCUCGCCUCAGGAGACGGUCCUUGGAAAGACGGGCACUUACUGGGCCAUGCCGCUUUAGGCAGGCGCAUUGCAGCAGAUCACACUUUGCAGAAGAAGGCAUCAAAAUUAGGGUGUGUGGAGUUUGAAAAUCUGGUGCGUUUCCUAUCACGGAAACAUAGGGCACUGAGCUGUCAGCAGGAGUGUGCACGAUGUCAGUGUCAUGGGAUUUACAGAAUCACUAUAUCUUUAAGAUGCCUGGACCAGUGGAGGAAACUUGAUGAAAGUCUCCACAUUGUGGGGGCAGUGCCCAAAGGAAACGCGACGAAAGAGUACAUGGAGAGCUUGCAGCUGAAGCCGGGGGAGGUCAUCUACAAGUGCCCCAAGUGCUGCUGCAUCAAGCCCGAGCGCGCCCACCACUGCAGUAUUUGCAAAAGAUGUAUUCGGAAGAUGGACCAUCACUGCCCGUGGGUGAACAACUGUGUAGGAGAAAAGAAUCAGAGGUUUUUUGUGCUCUUCACGAUGUACAUAGCUCUGUCCUCCGUCCACGCUCUCACCCUCUGUGGACUCCAGUUCGUUUCCUGUGUCCGAGGGCAGUGGACUGAGUGCAGUGACUUCUCACCCCCCGUGACUGUAAUCCUGUUGGUCUUCCUGUGCCUUGAGAGUCUUCUGUUUUUCACGUUCACUGCAGUCAUGUUUGGCACCCAGAUCCACUCCAUAUGCAACGACGAAACGGAGAUCGAGAGGCUGAAGAGCGAGAAGCCGACGUGGGAGCGAAGGUUGCGAUGGGAGGGGAUGCGGUCUGUCUUCGGGGGGCCCCCCUCACUCCUCUGGAUGAACCCCUUUGUUGGCUUCCGGUUUGGGCGGCUGCAGACCAGACCCAGGAAGGGGGGCCCAGAGUUCUCGGUCUGAGGCCUCAUCGUGCCGGGACUUGUCACCAGACUUAAGUUAUUUAUUUGGGGUCUGAAAGGGUAUGAGCAGCUCACCUGUGACCAUUAGGGCAGACGGAGCCUACACAGACCGGUUGCUUGCAGCAAGCAGAGUUUUCUAGAUUUAUAGUCACAGACCAGAUUUUUCCAGACCAGUGACGGGGUGACGCUCUGGCCAGUUUUUGCCUGUACGACUAACGAGAGGUACGUGGCCACGUGAAGAAGCCAAAUGUCAUUAUCUUCCUCACGGUUAGGGUUUUUGUUAAGAACACUUGGCGUUUUCUGAGAAGUCGCGUGGGCUGUUCCAUGGUGAUUAAAGUCCUGUGUACUAAGCUGCUUUUCUCAAUCAUGAAGAAAAAACAAAAGUCAAUCCAGUGACUGAGAUUUCUCCAGCUAACGGUGUCAGGGCGUUCCCGUCGACCCGGGGCUUCGUCAGUGCCCUCGCUCGAGCAAGAAGGGGCGCUUGCACAGAGACACACUGUGAUCUCCGUGAGCUCCGACACUUUGCACUGAAUACGCAGAAGAUCUGGGCACCGAACCGCGGCGGUGGCUUCAGGUUCGCUCGCACUGCCCCGGAAGCGCGUGCUUGGACCCUUUCGGCAAGUUUGUGCGUGUGUGCGCGUGCGCAUGUCUGUGCGCUUGUGCGUGUGUGUGCGUGUGCGCUUCAGCACUGGCAGUGUUGUCUAGGGGACGUGACCGGUACUAGCCGCGUGCAGCCAACAAGCUGUUUUUCAGAAGCCGACGUUUCAGGGAAGAGGAGAGAGCGGCCACGGGACCCUCGUCCCGCGGGCGUUCCUAUGAAUGUAUUGCAUUUUGGAGAAUAUCUUGAUCCAAAGAACAAUCACUCGUGUGUGGUCCUUCGUUGCCCACCUGCUUUAACUUUAUUUUGAAGAUCGUGGGUGCGUGAGGGCCUUGGAGCUGCCGUGGUUUUGUUCCAGCCAUGUCAGCAGAGUACGGACGGCACCUCAGUGAAGGGAACAGCCAAGGCUUGGGCCGGCCUCACCCUUUGUGCCGCCGGAUGUCGGUCUGGGUGCAGAGGAGGGCGGGCCCGGCCACGGGGACUCACAGAGAGAGUGAGUGGGGUGGGGGGGGCCCUCUGGGCCUCACUGAGCACGUGAGGGGACCCCCAGGCAGAUCCCCGGACUCUGAGCCUCACUCACUGUCCCAGAGUAUUCAGGAUGGCAACAGCUUUAUUUUUUGUAUCAUUUAUGUUUGUUUCUCUCUCCACGUCACGAGCGAUAAAACAGGCCCUUCUGUGCAGAGCUGAAAAUGCUGUCAGAAAGCAAACAGCUCCCCUCCUUGGGGACUCGCCUUAAACUUGCCUGGUCUGCGGCUGUUCUGUGGGACCCGUGAGGACGCGAGGUCCAGGGCGCUCCUACAGCCCCGCCUGCAGGCCGAGAAGAGUUGGUGUUUCAUUCCUGGCUCGGACGCCUUUCCGUUCAUCUGUGAACUGUUCCGUUUCUGUUUGGAAUUAAUCCGUAUCCUAUCCUAAUCAGGGCUUCUGCCGCUGCUGACGCAGAUCCACAGGGGGACCUACCUGAGACACAGCUGUCGCCAGGCGAGCAAAGCUGGGGGAUGUCUCGGCAACGGACCGAGUCUGCACACACGUGUGAGCCAUGGGGUAGGGCCGUGUCCCCGCCAGAGGGACGGGCCCGAGGGGGCCAGACACGACGCGCGUCCAGAGGUCGUGUUGCGUGUUCAUUUGCACAUGUGUUGUCUGGGGUGGACGUGUAUGUCCGGCUUCAGUGUGAGGCUUUUAACAUGUAUACCUGUUUAUCAAUAAAAACAUGGUCGAAGUGGUUGAACCCA